Spinacia oleracea (spinach) is the source of this 324-nucleotide messenger RNA. RefSeq lists its product as uncharacterized. Lineage: Eukaryota; Viridiplantae; Streptophyta; Magnoliopsida; Caryophyllales; Amaranthaceae. The record is from RefSeq and is a predicted model, not a curated record. The coding region runs from base 1 to 324 and encodes 107 amino acids. The transcript has a single exon.
AUGGAGUACAAGGCUUUCUGGGCAAUCAAGCAGCUCAAUAUAGAUGCUAAGCUAGCCGGUGAGAAGUGGCUACUACAGUUGAAUGAGCUAGAUGAGUUCAGAUUGCAAGCCUAUGACAGUGCUCGUAUUUACAAAGAAAAGACUAAGCGUUGGCACGACAGUCAUAUCCUUCAGAGAGAGUUUGCAGUGGGCGACAAAGUCCUAUUGUUCAAUUCUAGGCUUAAGUUAUUCCCCGGAAAACUAAAGUCUAGGUGGUCUGGGCCGUUCAUUGUGACCAUGGUUAGUAAGUUUGGAUCUGUUGAAGUAGAGAACAACAUGGGUUAG